AUGCCUCCAAAAACGAGUAAGAAAUCAACUGCGAAAGCAGAGACGUCGCAAGAAGAGCCAGAAGAAAAGCAGACGAUAGCUCAAGGAAAAGAUCCGAAAAAGAAUACAAAGGGAAAGCAAAAGACGGCGGAACCGGAACCGGAACCACAGCCCGAGCAGGAAGAGGGGAAAGAAGAUGAAGAUGGAGAAGACGAUGAUGAUGAGCAAGAUAACGACGAGGAGGAUGACGACGAAGAUGGGCAGGAGGAGGAGGGUGAAGAAGACGAUGAAGGAGAGGAUGAAGAUAGUGAAAACAAUGACGACGAGGACGAUCAGGAUGACGAAGAUGACGAGGAUGGUGAUGAAAAUAAAAACGACGAUGAGGAAGAAGAUGGCGAAAAGUCUGACGACGAAGAGGGAGACGCUGAUGAUGGAAAAUCGGAAGCCGGUACUGACCAGGACGGUGAUGAAGAUGAAGAUGAAGAUGGAGAGGAAGAGACUGGCGACGAGGAGGAGGGCGAGGAAACAGAGAAUGAGGAUGACGAUGAUGAAGAGAAGCAAUACGGUUCUCAGGGCAAUGAAAUAGAGGACGAUGAUGAAGACGAUGGGAAAAGUGAAGACGAUAAUAAUAGUGAAGACGACGAAGAUGGAGAGAACAACGAUGAAGAAGAGGAUGAAGACGGUGAAGAAGAAGACGGCGAGGAACAAGAAGACGACGACGAUAAGGUGGAAGAAGAGGAGGAUGAGGAGGACGAGAAUGACGAAGAUCAGAUUAGAGAUGGUUACGAUGCUGAAGGCAAUAGGAAACCCGGUUGGAAAAAUGGAAAACCACCCGCAGAGAAAUCCAAACCAGCUCAAGUCGAGAAGCCAAAGAAAGACAAGUCAACCGCUACAGCAAAAGCAAAAUCCAAAGAAAGAGGGGUUGAGGAUGACGAGGACGUGAAGAAAGCUCCGGCGGCGGCUGGCAAAUCAAAGACCACCAAACCAGUAGCCUCGAAGACCAAAUCAGGAACAUCUGUAGAAGAAAAAGACAAGAAGGUCGUAGCUAAGGCAUCACCAAAAGAAGCGACUAAAACGAAAGCAACACCUGCGGCAAAAGCGAAGGCAAAAGCAGACCCCAAACCAGCGGCAAAAAAGGGGAAGGGAAAGGCUAAGCCAUAA
Messenger RNA from Glarea lozoyensis ATCC 20868, 1140 nucleotides. RefSeq lists its product as uncharacterized. Bases 1 to 1140 code for a protein of 379 amino acids. The transcript has 4 exons. Lineage: Eukaryota; Fungi; Ascomycota; Leotiomycetes; Helotiales; Helotiaceae. The record is from RefSeq and is a predicted model, not a curated record.